Messenger RNA from Microdochium trichocladiopsis, 2606 nucleotides. RefSeq names its product oligomeric Golgi complex subunit 6. Gene Ontology annotation, biological process: intra-Golgi vesicle-mediated transport. Lineage: Eukaryota; Fungi; Ascomycota; Sordariomycetes; Xylariales; Microdochiaceae. Bases 139 to 2244 code for a protein of 701 amino acids. The transcript has a single exon. The record is from RefSeq and is a predicted model, not a curated record. Gene Ontology annotation, cellular component: COG complex.
CAUGGACGCCAGCUGUCCGGAUCGUUUACACAGAGCCACGCCUGGCCACCGACACCAAACCGUCAACUCUAGUUGCCUCACAAACAUUUCCUGCAUAGUGUGCUGGUGCCCCUGCACGGAGGGUUACGUGCGCCCGUCAUGGCAACCUAUGGCCUGAGCUCGCUCGAGUUACCUGGCCGGGACGCGCUGUCGCCAGGUCCUUUGUCACCGCCGACCUCGAGCAGCAGGAGCGCCAACCCCGUUUCCUCCAAGGUCACCAGCGUACUUUCGACGUCAUAUGCAGACGCCGAGUUUCGCGACGCGCUCGCCUUGCUGGACCGCCGGGCCCUCGCCAACACUGCCGAGAUUCGGAGGCAGCUGCGCCUGGACGUGCAGAAGGAGGUCAUCGACAGCAAUGGCCAAAUACUGACAGAAUUUGGCCGGGUGGCCGAGCAGCUGCGCAAGAUUGGAAGCACAAUUGACAAGCUCAACAAGAGCUACGAAGAGAUGAAGGGCCAUGUGACCGCGGCUCAGGAGACCACGUCUGCCACGCUCGAGGAGGCGUCCAACCUUGUCAACCAGAGGAAAAAUGUCGAGACUAAGCAGCAACUUCUCCAGGCCUUUCGUCAGCAUUUCGUGCUUACUGAAGACGAGGUUGCAGCACUCACAAUGACAAGUGAACCCGUGGACGACCAAUUUUUCAGCGUCUUGGCCAAGGCCAAACGAAUCCGGAAGGACUGCGAGGUCUUGUUGGGCUUUGAGAACCAGACUCUAGGCCUCGAGAUCAUGGACCAGACCUCAAAGAAUCUCAACCUUGCCUUCCAGAAGCUCUACCGCUGGAUCCAAAAGGAGUUCAAGACGCUCAACCUGGAAAACCCGCAAAUCAGUUCAUCCGUACGUCGCGCUUUGCGAGUACUCGCAGAACGACCGUCCCUUUUUCAGAACUGCUUAGACUUCUUCGCCGAAGCCAGGGAGCAGAUCUUGUCCGACUCAUUCUACCUGGCGCUGAAUGGCACUUCGACAUCAGGCGCGAAAGACCACUCUGUGAAACCCAUCGAUUUGGUAGCUCACGACCCUCUACGAUACGUGGGCGAUAUGCUGGCGUGGACACAUUCAGCUACCGUCAGCGAGAGGGAGGCAUUGGAGGUGCUUUUUGUUUCCGAAGGAAAUGAUAUCGUCCAGGGAAUCAAAGAAGGCCGCGAGAACGAGUUGUGGCGGCUCAUGGCCGAUGAUGAAGACGGCCCACCUGAGUUCGAUGCGAUACAAGCCUUGAACGAUCUCGUAGACAGAGACGUCGCUGGCGCUGCCCGUGUGCUGCGGCAGAGGGUUGAGCAGGUGAUCCAGACAAACGAGGAGUCCAUAUUGGCCUACCGGCUGGCAAACCUCCUCAACUUUUACCGAGUCACUUUCGCCAAACUGCUCGGCAAGCAGUCUGUGCUCCUUGAUAUCAUGGCCAACCUCGAGUCCGAGGCUCUGCGUCAGUUCCGGUCACUUAUGCGCGAUCACCUCGCGACCCUGCAAAGUGACCUGCAGCACACUCCAGCAGAUUUAGGGCCUCCAGAAUUUCUACAGGACAGCUUGAAGCAGCUCACAUCUAUCAUGCAGACGUACGAAACGUCACUAUCCUCGGCGGAAGAUCGAGAAUCCGAUUUUCAGCCAAUCAUGGCUGAGGCAUUCGAGCCUUUCUUGGAAGGCUGCCACAAGAUGGCCAGGAAUAUGCAGGCACCUGGAGAUUCGAUCUUCCUCAUCAACUGCUUGACUGCCGCCAAGCUCACCUUAUCGCCCUUCGACUUUACGGCCAGACGAGUUGCGGCUCUGGAGGAUAUGGUGAACGAGCACAAGAACAAGAUGGUCGAUCAGCAGUACGAGUUCUUCAAGGACGAGUCCUAUCUGGAGCCCCUCCUUACUGCAAUGGCUCCGCUUACAGACUCGCACGAGGACAUUGCCAGGUUGCGCCAGCUCGAUGCUCUGAAGCCGGAAGCGCUCACAUUGGCGAGCCAGAACUUGGACGAUUUCUUGCCGUCGGCCAUCAUGGACGCAAUGGAAAACAUCAAAAGCCUGCAAGACGCCAGGCUGGCGCGGGAAAUCACCGAAGACGCCGCAGAAAGGUUCUGUGUCGACUUUGAGCGCAUCGAGGAGAUGCUCAUCUACGCGGAUGAGCAGCUUAUCCAGUCACGCCAGGGCCAAGACACAAAUGAGGAAGUGCCAGGCUACAGAAGUCUCUUUCCCAGGACAACCGGCGAGAUCAGAGUGCUGCUCUCAUGAAUAGCAACCUCCAAUUAGAGAUUUAAAUCCUUCCUUGGAGGCGUGAAGUUUAGGAUAGACCCUUAUGCCAAUGAACUGGGAAGCGGCGCAUGUCACAUGUUGAGGCUGACCAGUCAGGAGGCUGCGUUGAAGAGUGAUUGUUGAAACACGCGCCAGGGCCCUGGAUUCGGCGCUUAGCAAGACCCCUGGUUGGCCAAACCUGCUGCCGACGGCCUAAAAGGGGUUGGGAGGGUGGUGAUGUGUGUGCUACAUACGCUACCCAACAACGAUAUCGACCGGCUGGAACAAAUCAGAACAAGUCAUCCCGCUGUAAGAUGUCGGUGCACCAUGAUACAUUUGCGAUGAAUUUUCCUGGACUACUU